CUUCAACCAUCUCUAAUGUGCGAAUCUCAAAAGGGAUCGGCGUUGUUUUUGCGAAUUCUGAUUUAAACAUCACCGGAAUGAGUUUACAGUUUAAAUACCCAAGAGCGGACUAUCAGUCAACCUCUGAACUGGAACAGCUCUUCGAGAAGAAGUUCUUCUACCAGAAGCCACGGGGAAAAGAAUCAUGGCAGUUGCCUGCGCAGGAACAGGCUCUUUGCAGUGAGUUUUACCAGUACGAGGCGCUUCAAGGACUCAGGGAGCAGCUAAAUGCAGUUAAAAGCAAACUUAAUGAUUAUGGAGUUCAGGAUUGGAGUGCUCAUACCAACAAAAGGGAUCCGUCUGGCGAGGUAUCCUGGCGACUCAAAAAUGAGACCAAAGCGGAGUUUGUAACUGUCGCCUGGUGCAAGUUCUUUGAGUGCUUACAUCGCUAUCCUUUGGUUAAGACUCCAGUGGUCAACACCCUGCACCUCUGCGAGGCUCCUGGAGCAUUUAUUGCUUCUCUAAAUCACUACUUACACAGUAAAUACACUAAAGAUGAGAUUAAAUGGCACUGGAGAUCGACUACCUUGAACCCCUAUUUCGAGGGCAACGCUCUAAACCAGAUGAUAAGCGAUGACAGGUUUAUUUUUCACACCCUGGACAAUUGGCUAUUUCACAAGGAUCUCACUGGCAAUAUAUUAGAUGUGGGCAAUAUAGAAAACCUGGCAGAACGAUGUGCAAAAGACUUUCAGGGACAAGUGGAUUUGGUCACUGCCGAUGGCUCCAUCGAUUGCGCGGCACAGCCAGAUUGCCAAGAAGAGAUUGUGGUUCGCCUGUUUUUCGCUGAAGUGUUAAGUGCUUUAAAAGUUCUCUCCAAUGGAGGCAACUUUCUGGUGAAAAUGUUUACGCUCUUCGAGGCCUGCAGUGUGUCACUUUUGUACAUGCUGAACUGCAUCUUUGAGAAGGUGCACAUUUUUAAACCUGCAACUUCCAAGCGAGGAAAUUCUGAAGUGUAUAUCAUCUGCCUAAAUUACCAAAAGAACACUCCUGGCUUGCCUCAUUUGCUGAUGGAGAUUCAAGCCAAGCUUGCUCAGCCAAACGACACCAUGGUGAUGCCAUUGUUUGCCAGAUCUCAGAUACCCCAGGACUUCCUAAUGCAACACGAGAUCGCCUGCCGACUGUACAUGAACCUCCAGAUAGAUGCCAUCGAGGGAUCCAUCUUUGCAUACGAGACCAAUAAUCGACUUUAUCUAAGACAUCUUCACCACUUGCGCGUGCUAGUCUCCAAUACCUUCUACAGUCGAUACAAGGUGAAACCUCUAGAGGAUAGUCUCUGCAUUGUGGACAAGGAGGCGACUAGCAAGGCUCUAGGAUUUUCAGUUCCCGUAUAUGGAGGAUCCUAUACAGAAAGGGAAAACUUGAAACACGGUGAUCUUCUGAAGCAAAUUUACUGCCUAAGGCGAGAAUUUAACCAACUAGAAAAGUGUGCCAGCGCAAAAGCAACAUAUUCAUAUGUUAAAAAUAGGGUGAAUCCGCUGAAGCUGAACGUUUCCAGAGGAGCCCCUGUCCAGAGUCUGCAGAGCAGCAUGUUUGCUGCAGAACCUAUUCUCCUUCUGCGCCUACGCAUUCUGGACACCUUUGAUCUCGAUCCUGUUUGGCAGUCUGCGCCCAAGUGUCAGGUGGAAAAGAAGACAAUCAACUACUUGCCGCCAAAGGAGAACGAAAGCUUUCACUCAGCUCAGGAGCGCUUCUUUGUGGAUCUACUGGAAACAAUUCUAAAAGAGCAGCCCCAAAGUAUUGCCUUCCACAAGUUCCUGUUCCUUACCCACUACGCCGCCUCCUUGCUCCUGUUUCUUAUGGAAACCAUUUAUGAAGAAUGCAGUUUCGAGAACAAUCAACAGCAGACCCUCACUUUGAGCAAACUCAAAGAAACUGACAACAAGGAGUUAAAGCAGGUCCUGCAACAACUAAAAGAUGAGCAGGCGGGUGCCAUUCACAGCCUGCUAGACAUCAAGGAGCUGCAGAAGAAUCAGUUUAGCAACGCUCUCAUUCAGCACAACAACAACGUGCUAUUGACCUGUUUCCGCGGCAUGUUGGGCGAGGAGUCCUUCCCCAUGCCGCUGGCUUUAGCACCGAACUCGGAGGCCUCCGCAAUGCAAGAGCCAGCUGCUGUCUUUUAACAUAACGAACAUGUAUUUCUCACUUGCAUAAAAUUACAGUGCUACUUU
Molecule: messenger RNA, 2207 nt
Organism: Drosophila ficusphila
Lineage: Eukaryota; Metazoa; Arthropoda; Insecta; Diptera; Drosophilidae
Gene: aft
Product: cap-specific mRNA (nucleoside-2'-O-)-methyltransferase 2
Exons: 3
Coding region: 78-2159 (693 amino acids)
Biological process (GO): 7-methylguanosine mRNA capping
Cellular component (GO): cytoplasm; nucleus
Molecular function (GO): methyltransferase cap1 activity
Source: RefSeq, a predicted model, not a curated record